AUGUUGUCCAACCCUCAGCGCCAGCCCGAAGGCGGGAGGGGUGUCAAUGGAACUGCUCCAGCGCCCCAAGCUGCCUCGACGUCCGCUCCAACCACACCAGAAAGACAAGGCCGAGCCAGACACGCUCGCACCAACGCAUCCCUAACAUCUAGCAUCGCAAGCAGCAGCCUCGGUGCUAGCGCCGAUCCGCCCUUCUCGCCCACAGAUAGACUGCCACGGCGCAGUUCGAUCCCCAACGAGGCUAGUCGCAUCUUUCAGGCUACAGGCUUUGACCCAUUCAGCACCGAACCUGACACGCUCUUCCGUUCAAUGACGGUCAAGCAGGUCGAGGCGUACGAGCGAGCCGUCCGAAGCACCGCACAAGGAAAGCAGCAAGAGCUCAGAGGUCUCGUUGGACAGCGCUACGAGGACCUCCUCGGCACAGCCAAUACCAUCAUCGACAUGGCUGGUAGUUCCAGCCAACUCUCACAACGACUUCAGAAGCUUGCAAAAGGCGUCAAGUCGGCAUCUAGCGUGGAAGAGACCACAGAGACGUCCAAAAAAGCGAGUCGACGCAAGAGCUUUCUGCCCGCACAGCUCUCAACAUCGAGCGGACCGGAUGCGGAUGCCUCAUCGCUGCACCAGGAAGCAAUCUAUGUGCUUGGCACCUCACUGCGCCUCAUCAUGGACGCACCUGAAUACGUCUGGAAAUCUAUCGAGAAGGGCAAGACACUACAGGCUGCCUGGGCCUUCAUGUUGGCCAGAGCUACAUGGUGGGAUCUCAACGAGACUGGCCUGCCCUCCGACAGCCAGUCGGCACUAGCCCCAGAUGGUGAAGAAGACAUCGCAUCGGCGUCUCAAGCCGUCUCGCUACUUGGUGUCAAUGUCAAGAAGGCCUUCCCGUUCAUCGAGAAGCAAUGGCAGAGCAUGCUGCCGAUGCGCAAGCAGAUUGUCCAUCGCGCUGUUGCUCUGCUCUCCGAUGCCGAGAUCGAGUCCAUGGCCGUGGUGGACCAACUUGCUGCGCUGAUGCUGAUCGAUGGCACCAAGAUCGACCAGGCUGUUCACCUGCUCCUUUCGCAGCGACUCACAGCUAUGCGGCGUAUGGUGCAACGACAGCGGCGAUCAGCACUUGACCUACAUCACCACACGACGAGCCGUGAUGUGGACGGGGUCGAAAUUGCCAACAGAGCAGCGCAGACAUCACAGACAAUGGCUCAACUAGUCACGCUGUUCGCACGCACGCUGCAACACGCCGUUCAGAUCUUUGCGCUUCCGACAACGACAGAGGCUGCAUCAUCAGCACGGCAGCCUUUGUUGCUAGACUUGCUUGCCACCAUCACAGACUCUGCCAACUUCACAACAGGCACACCUGCAGCUAUAUCACCUGCGCAUGAACGCGCUACACUCUUCCCACACCCACCCUCCGCAUCCAGCAACGAUGGCACGUCGGCAAGACAAAACGCUGCAGCCCUUCGAGCGCUCCGUAGAAGGUCAAAUCACGGCUUGCCGACCGAGAAUGCGACCCAAGAUGUUGGAACACAAGCAGCAGCAGAUCGUACACACCCAGAUCAGGCGAAGUAUUUGCGAGUGUCGACAGUCAACGUUGUGCAGGCCCUACCAAGUUCUCGUGUCCUUCUGCGCCUCCUGCCGCCAUCACUGUGGGGUUUUGCGCCAUUUCUGGACCUCGAGAACUCUGAAAAACAUUCAGCUGAGCAAGUCAUGGGCGAUCUAUCAACAUGGUCAACGAAAGCGCGCGAGGUUCUGAUUGACGGGCACGCAGAAGGGACCAAGAAUCAUGCUCCACUGGAUACAUUAAGGACUUUGCUCUCUGAGCUUGCAAAUGUCAGCGAGCUUGCGCUCGUACGAAGGUCGUUACGCACAACUUUGCAUCGAGCAAGGCGCAUCGUUGCUCGCAAGCUCAUACCAUCGGACGCGGUGAAAGACAAUCGCCGCCAGGCAGCAUUAGCAAAGGUGGACUCGGAGUUAGAGCAAUUAGAAGAGGCUAUCGACUCGAUCUUGCAAGAGCGUCUGUUGCAUCUCAUGGAGCAAAAGCUUCAAUACGCGGUCCAGGCGCUUCUCACAGAGACUGGAAAGAUAGUGUUGUCGCUGCAGUCCAACUCAGCAGAGGUCGAUACACCUCUCGAUGCGCUCUUCCAUCCGAUUGGUGCGGACAUCGCUUCAUUCGAAACUCGCAUCGAUGCGACCGCAGCUGCCAACCCAACUCAGGCAAGUCGCACGUUUGCUGUCGCGUUGCAAGACCAUGUCUGCGGUCGGUCGCAGCGAAUUGAUAAGCUGGCAAGCUUGUACGAGACGCCGACUGCCGCUUUGUCGCAGGAGCUGAAGCUGUAUCAGACAGAGCUCGAAGCCGACGGUAGAUUUGCCAGUGCAAGCACAUCGAUUCGAGCGCGCUUCGAUAACAUCCUGGCCGACUCGCGGCAAGAAGUCGAAAAGGGAUUGACGGACCUUGUUGACCAGCAACAAUCUGCAUCAGCAGCAAGCAAGAGCGCAGCGGCAGUGUCGAUGUCGACGUCGCUAGGGAUGCGUCUCAUCGCUGUGCUUGCUCUGCGAGAAUCUUCUGAAGACGCAGGUACUCCAAAGGGAUUGCGUCAGCCAGUCAAAGCGGCUUUGGAACGAUUCUGGAGGCCCGAGGUGGAGCAACGCGUCUCCACAGUCUUGCAAGCCAGCAAUUCUUCCAGCUCAUCCGAGUCAUCCGCGUCUGCACGCUUGCUGUGCGCUCUUGCCACGCUCUCGGAAUGCAUCGUCCAGCUAGGACCGGCACUGGCAGGAGCUGAACUCGCCGAGCAAGUUCGAGCCAUUGUUGAAAGCUUGCUUGCUCUCAGAAGGUCGGCCAAGGAUGCGGCCGCUGCUCAUGAUGCGGUAACACUCAAGGCUUUGUUGGAAAGCGACACAGCAAGCUUGAGCAAGAUUGUUGCUAAGGACAGCGGUCUGCAUCAUAUUCGACUGGCACUCUCGCCUCUGCUGUUGGCGCUUGCUACGACAGCGUCAGGAGCAGAGGGAAAGGUGACAGCGGGGAUGGCGUUGGCACGGGCAGAGCCAGCUUCCGCCGGUGGGCAAGUGCAGCCUAUUCUGCCGGUGUCGAGGAAGAAGGUGGAGCGGUUCUCGAUGCUUCCUGUUCGUUAA
Messenger RNA from Ustilago hordei, 3120 nucleotides. RefSeq lists its product as uncharacterized. Gene Ontology annotation, cellular component: COG complex; Golgi apparatus. Lineage: Eukaryota; Fungi; Basidiomycota; Ustilaginomycetes; Ustilaginales; Ustilaginaceae. Gene Ontology annotation, biological process: intra-Golgi vesicle-mediated transport. The coding region runs from base 1 to 3120 and encodes 1039 amino acids. The transcript has a single exon. The record is from RefSeq and is a predicted model, not a curated record.